AGCAGUAUCCCAGGCUGCGAACAACGUCCCCCGACUCCCGAAGAGGUCGAUAAGGAAGGAGAGGUUUUAUAUGAAGUGGAAAGAAUUGUGGGAAGCCGGAAGAGCAGAAGAGGAUUAGUGGAAUACUUGGUGAAAUGGCGGGGCUAUUCGAUGAGCGACUGUACUUACCAAAUCAUGGACGUUAUGAACGAAGUCGUACUUGAUCUAGUCCGCGACUUUCAUUGA
Messenger RNA from Morchella sextelata, 225 nucleotides. RefSeq lists its product as uncharacterized. Gene Ontology annotation, molecular function: chromatin binding. Gene Ontology annotation, biological process: chromatin organization; negative regulation of transcription by RNA polymerase II. NCBI's taxonomy places the organism in Eukaryota, Fungi, Ascomycota, Pezizomycetes, Pezizales, Morchellaceae. The transcript has a single exon. The record is from RefSeq and is a predicted model, not a curated record. The annotation marks the transcript as partial. Gene Ontology annotation, cellular component: pericentric heterochromatin.